UUGCGCGAAAAUAGCGCGAAGUGAAAAUGUACAUAAUACGCGCUUUCUGGAGUUGAAGUUUAAAAUUAGUGUUUAUGGAUUCAGCGCAUGUGCAGUGAUGCAGUUUGUGAAGUAUUUUAGGAUUUAAUUUGUUAAUAGAGUAGAGUUGGAAAUAGAGAAUAAUAAUUAUUAAAAACCUGAUUGAUAUUUUUGUUUCAUUUAAAACAUACUUUAUGAAAAGUGAAAAUAUGUAAGAGAAUUUUUAAAAUAAAAGGUGUAAGUGAAUAUCCACGUCUAAAUCCUUAAGUGUCAGGUGAAAGUGACUUAAAAGAACAUUUCUCUUGCCGUAAAACCGAAAAUAUGUAAGUGAAUUUUCACUUUAAGCCUUAAGUGAAGUUCAAAGUGACUGAAAAGAAUAUUUUUCUGGCUUUAAAAGUGAAAAAUGUGUGAUUUUCCACUUAUAAAACCUUAAGCGAAGUUCAAAGUGACUUAAAAGAAUAUUGUUCUGGCUUUAAAAGUGAAAAAUGUGUGAAUUUCCACUUAUAAAGUCUUAAGUGAAUUUAAAAGUGACCAAAAAGGAACAUUUUUCUGACUAAGAGCAUCUAAAAGUGAAACAGAGUUUCCAAAAUGACGAAAUGACGUCCUGGAGCGCUGAGUUGGACGAGGCGGCGCAGUUGGCGACGAAAGCCGGCUGCUGGCAUACUCUGCUGUUUUACUUACUCUGUGCCUUGGCCGCUAUUCCUACGUCCUUCCUGAUAUUUUCACAGGUCUUCACAAACGCUACCCCUGAACACUGGUGUGCACCAUCUCCAGAACUCGAGAGCCUGGCUCUGCCCGAUCAGCUGAUCAGAUCCCUGACGGUUCCAGAACAGAAUGGAGUGUUUGACAGCUGCCGCGCGUACUCUGUGGAUCCGCAGACGCUGUUCGUGGUGCUGAAUGAUUAUGUUGAUGAAAGAACAGAAAUCAUCCGGGAAGGAGGAGUGAUGCGCAAGGUGACUACAAGACGGCUGGUGCCCGCUGAAGGAGAAACAGAGAGAAAAGAACAGAUAGCGAAAGUGACAGACGCCAUCUUGAAGCUGAGAAAGGAGCCCACACCGUGCAGCAAUGGAUGGAAGUUCAGCAACAGCCAGUAUGAAAGGACCUUAGUCACUGAAUUCGCGUUGGUGUGUGACAAUGACUGGCUGCCACGAACCAGCAACACGCUCUUCUGGGUCGGUUCCAUCUUCGGAAACCUGUUCUUCGGGUGGAUGUCUGACAGAUACGGCCGCCGACCAACAAUCCUGCUGAUGAUCUUUCUGGAAGUCCCUCUAGCUAUAUGCACUUCGUUCAUCACAUCGUAUUGGGGCUACACAGCUCUCCGGGUGGCUGGAGGGUUGUUCUUCCCAGCUUUAUACCAACAGCCUUUCAUCCUGGCGUUAGAACUCAUGCCUCCUGAGAAACGGACCUCUGCAGGUAUUGUGGUAGGCAUGAUGUUUGCCGCAGGGAUGUGCCUACUAGCACUGCUAGCGUAUGCUGUUCGGGACUGGUUCUAUCUCUCUCUCAUCACCAGUCUGCCUUUCGUUGUAUUGUACUGGUUUUUCUGGAUAACUCCUGAGUCCCCACGGUGGUUGGUGGGCCGCGGACGCGUGGCUGAAGCAGAGAGGGUGCUCAUCAAUUUGGCUAAACGGAAUGGAAUAACGUUGCCCAGGGGAUUUCUGCUGGAGCUACAUAAAAGAAUAAAAGAACAAGAAGAUGUAGAAGCGACAAUACUAUCCAAUGCCAAUGGUCACAUAACGGGAUUCCCUUUACUCACAAACAAAGAAGAAUUCAAUAACAGACGGAUAAGCAACAUGCUCACUUUCAAACCCAGCCCAAAACCUGAAGAAACGCCGAAACCAGAAAGUAUUGAAAGAAUAAUCGCCUUAGAAGUAGCUGAGAUAGUAAACAGAAGAACGAGGCUAAAGAAUUCAGAAGCUCCUGAACUUACAGUAGAUACACCACCAGAUGAUGAAGUUGAAACUGUUAAUAAAGAAGAAACCACACCAAAAGCACAAAUUGAAACAAACACUUUUCCAUUAACUAUAAGAAAGAAAUCCGUUCAACUUGUAAAUAGAAUAUUCAAAGACAGUCCAGAUAGUGAAGAAAAUAAGAAAAUUGAUGAACAAAACUCGGAAGGAGAUUGUAAAGCAUCGCUUCUAGAUAUAUUUAGAUACCCAAACAUACGAAAAAAGUUUAUAUUUUUAACUUUUAAUUGGGUUUCAUUAGGUGUGGUGUAUAAUGGCUUGAGUUAUAACACGCCUAAUUUAGGAGUGAACGAUUAUUUAGCAUUUUUCAUUGGUGGCGCAGUAGAGGUGCCUUCAUACUUCAUAGCAUGGCGCUGUAUGGAGCGUUUCGGGCGCCGGUGGGUGCUUUGCGUUUUCAGCAGCAUUGGUGGACUAGCUUGCCUCUGCUGCUUGUUUGUUCCUGAAGAUUGGCCGUGGAUAACAGUGGCUUUAGCAAUGGUGGGCCGUCUGUGCAUCGGAGCCUCUUUUUCCGUAUUCUACGUGCAUAUCGGAGAGCUGCUGCCCACAGUGCUGCGCGCCCAGGCCAUGGGUGCUUCCAGCUUCAUAGCAGGCCUAGGGCUACUGGCGUGCCCAUACAUCGUUCACUUGGCUGUGUAUUUAAGAGCACUUCCGCUGAUCGUCCUUGGAAUACUAGCCGUACUAGCGGGUAUCAUGUCACUGUUCUUACCAGAGACCCUGAACCAACCCCUGCCACAAACUUUAGGAGACGGCGAACUCUUCGGUAGAAACUUCAAGAUUUUCAGCUGCGUUGAUGUGAAGAGCAAUGUCCGCGAACAGGAAGAUAUUUGCUAAUAGUGUGGUAGCAUGAGACUAUCUUCAUAAGUAGUUGGCUUUGCAAUUAAUGCACGGAGGAGAAGUUUCCAAAAUUGCGAAUGUUCUGUAAAGUUUCGGUAUUGUUCUUCACAUUUAUGGUCAAGCUGUAGGGUCGGUUUUUUUAUACCACGUCGGUGGCAAACAGGUAUACGGCCCGACUGAUGGAAAGCGGUCACCGUAACCUAUGGACGCCUGCAACUCAAGGGGUGUCACAUGCGCGUUGCCGACCCAUUAGAAAC
This is a messenger RNA of Leguminivora glycinivorella, 3073 nucleotides long. RefSeq lists its product as uncharacterized. The record is from RefSeq and is a predicted model, not a curated record. Gene Ontology annotation, biological process: transmembrane transport. NCBI's taxonomy places the organism in Eukaryota, Metazoa, Arthropoda, Insecta, Lepidoptera, Tortricidae. Gene Ontology annotation, cellular component: membrane. Gene Ontology annotation, molecular function: transmembrane transporter activity. The transcript is spliced from 12 exons. Bases 615 to 2813 code for a protein of 732 amino acids.